UGAGCACUUGUACAAAUAUUUCCUCAGAUGUAUCGUUUAGUACAAUUUUGGUAUAAAAACUGAGACAUGAUGGUUAAUCGAUAUCUUCAGGUCGAGUUGUGACAGGACAUCACAAUCAUGAGUGACGCCGCAGCGACCACUUUAUCUACCAUAUCAGCAGUGCAGUCAGCACUGACUGUAUUAUCUGCUUUGCAGUUAACAGCUUUCCGCUACCCAUCUGAUUGUUCCCUGACCAAUGCUUCUUCUUAUGACUAUAUUGUUGUUGGUGGUGGCAGCGCUGGAUCAGCACUCGCCUAUCGUCUCUCAGCUAGUACCAGCCACAAAGUCCUCUUAAUCGAAGAAGGGUCGUACCCACCUUUUGAGACUGAAAUUCCGCUACUAUUCACACCGAUACCAAAAACCUCUGUUGACUACGAUACAUCCUCUGUAAAUGAUGGGUACACUGCCCAGAAUCUGCAAGACCAAAUUAUUAGUCUAACUCAAGGGAAAAUGCUCGGUGGCGGCAGUAGCCUCAACCAUAUGAUACACGUACAAGGAGAUCCUCAUGAUUACAAUCAGUGGGCUUCCAUUCUAGGAGACGAUUCCUGGAACUAUGAAAAUGUUCUGCAAUACUUCAAGAAAUUAGAAAAUUUGACUGACGUAGAUUUGCUUGCAACAGCCUACGCUGAUCUCCAUGGUACUGAUGGUAUGAUAAAAAUUGCAAGAGAACCAUCAGCUACAUCUGCUAAAUACUUAAAAGCUUUUGCAGAGCUUGGAGUCCCAACUGUUGACGAUACGACAUCUCGUACUUCAUCAAUUGGUGCCACCGAUCCCUUGUACGCUAUUGGUGACAAUUUAAGACAGAGUAACGCCCUUGCUUACUUGGCUCGUGCUAAGUCUUUUGACAAUCUAUGUGUUGCCCUAUCUACCAAAGUACAAAAGAUUUUGUUCGAUGGUACCACUGCUACUGGUGUUCAAGUUAAUACAUCUAAAGGAGAAUCUCUCGUAUUGUAUGCAAAGAAAGAAGUGAUUGUAUCUGCUGGUGCGAUACACUCUCCUCAGUUGUUGAUGUUAUCCGGUAUUGGACCUAAAUCGCAUCUGGAAUCCUUUGGCAUUCCAGUAGUAGCUGAUUUACCUGUAGGUCAGAACCUAAUGGACCAUCCAUCAGCCGUACUCUUGAUCCAAAUGGAAGCUAGCACUGAUCCUACUCCAGCAGCCAACCCAUACAUAUUCCCAGUACCCACAACUACUUUCUAUGCUGCUGUUGAUUCGUCUCAGACUUAUCCAGAUUAUCAGACUAUUAAUCUUGUUUUCCCUCACGACUCCGGCGCCAUGAUGCAACUUUGCACUAACGUUUUUAAAUACUCCAACGAUAUAUGCAACAAAUUUUACGAAGCUAAUGUGGGUAGAUCUGUCCUAUUCGUAGUGCAUAACUUGAUGAUGCCAAACUCACGUGGUAAUGUAAGUCUUGCUAGUGCUGAUAUUUCUGUGGAGCCAUUAGUAUACACUGGUACAUACAGCGACUGUAGUGAUUUGGACUUGAUGGUCGAAUGCUUGGAAGACUUUGCAGGAGUACUAAAUACAACAUACUUUAGAAGUGUUGAUGCGACGCUUGUUGAUACUGGACUUUGCACUGGCAAAACGGGUACGGAGUUCUGGAAAUGUUACGCCUUGGGAAUGUCAGCUACUAUGUGGCAUUAUGCUGGUACCUGUGCCAUGGGAUCCGUUGUAGACACCACACUCAAAGUGAAGGGCAUUAAUGGCUUGCGAGUAGUAGAUGCUAGUGUUAUGCCUACUGAAGUCAGUGGUAAUAUCAAUGCUGCAGUCACAAUGAUUGCUGAGAAAGCUGCCGCUCAUAUUCUCGCUGAUAAUUAGGUCACAAGAGUUUCCAUACUUCAGGUACUAAGUGUCAUAUUCAUAGUCAUAUUUAGUUUGGAUUUGUUACUAUUCAUUUCAUAAUAAGAGUAAUGACUAUUAUUGUGAUAUUUUCUACCUAAUAACUGAAGUUAUCUAUUACUUUUGUAAGCAAUAAACGACUAUAUCUGAUAA
Messenger RNA from Spodoptera frugiperda (fall armyworm), 2028 nucleotides. RefSeq names its product ecdysone oxidase-like. Gene Ontology annotation, molecular function: flavin adenine dinucleotide binding; ecdysone oxidase activity. NCBI's taxonomy places the organism in Eukaryota, Metazoa, Arthropoda, Insecta, Lepidoptera, Noctuidae. The coding region runs from base 118 to 1854 and encodes 578 amino acids. The record is from RefSeq and is a predicted model, not a curated record. The transcript is spliced from 4 exons.